UGCUUCCCGCCGCCCUUCAUCCUUGACGGCUUCAAUGCUUUCAAUGCAGGCUUCAAUGCAAGUCAAUCCGGCUUUAUUCUAACCUCCAUCCAUCCCUCCUGGUAUCUGGUGAAUUUGUGAGUUGGUAAUUGUGUGAAAUCUGCUCCAUAAGUACGUAGGUAUUGAGAUGAUAGAAGUACUUCCUUUCACUCAACCAAAUCCAACACUGUCCUUCCCACAGGGCCCUAAUUCCCAUACUGGGAACGGAAUACUUCCGUCCAUCUGCCACCGUCUGCAACAAGUUCUUGUAUUUGCUUCCGUCACGCCGCCCAACAACUUAAGCCUUAAUCGUGGUCAAGACAAUUCCCUCGCCAGUCAAUCUCGCUAGCGGUGAUGAUGGAUUCACAACCUUUGGAAACAUGCCGUCCGACCUCCCCUCCAAACGCGCCUUCGUGACCGCUCUCUGCGCCUCCAUUAAGCUUGGGACCAGCAAUGCGGACAAUCCGCUGGAUCUCCAUCAACAGGAUCAACGAGAUGCCUUCCUGACCCUCCAUUCCAUCUUCCCUUCCGAGCUUCUCGCCGCGCUGGAUUUGAUGGAUCGGAAACUCAUCACGAAGGUCGUCUGCAAACAACGACCAGAUUCACGCGUUGGCUCCCGAGAACCGUGGCAGUCGGCCGCUACGUAUCUCGUCCAGUCCGCCCAAGCGGAACCGUCGGACGCUUCCGCUCGCACCACCCCUAUGGCGGCGGGAAUCUCAGAAUCCCCGAUUCAGGAGCUGCAACAACCAACCGCGGAACUGGUCUACGAAGUCAGUCUCGCCUCCUGGAACUGCUCCUGUCCAGCGUUCGUCUUUGCCGCGUUCCCUCCGGACGUCGACGUAGUGGGCUUCGAGCAAAACCAGCACGUGCAUAGCGUCGAUGCGGGAGAGGUUGGCGCUCCGUCGUACGGCGGGUGUAGUCUGGAUAGUCGGCUUGCGGACGAGACGGGGUCCGUACCGGUGUGCAAGCAUAUACUGGCAUGCUAUUUGUUGGAGCGAGGGGAAUUCGGAUCGUCGAUUUCGAUGAGAACCAGAGAAAUCACUACAGAUGAAAUGGCAGGUUGGGCAGCGGGAUGGGCGAGUUAACGUCACCGGGAAUCUCCAUGCUCUGCUCAUACAACAACCUGGGAGGGGGGUUACCGGUCUCAGUCCUAUUCAAUGAACUAUGGAAAUGGUGC
Molecule: messenger RNA, 1195 nt
Organism: Eremomyces bilateralis CBS 781.70
Lineage: Eukaryota; Fungi; Ascomycota; Dothideomycetes; Eremomycetales; Eremomycetaceae
Exons: 2
Coding region: 399-1103 (234 amino acids)
Molecular function (GO): zinc ion binding
Source: RefSeq, a predicted model, not a curated record